Molecule: messenger RNA, 3159 nt
Organism: Caenorhabditis sp. 36 PRJEB53466
Lineage: Eukaryota; Metazoa; Nematoda; Chromadorea; Rhabditida; Rhabditidae
Source: the annotation of a GenBank genome assembly
AUGAUGGCCGACGAGGAGCUCGGCGACGAGGUGAAAGUGUUCCGACAGGAGGAGGACGCCGACGACGACGAUCCGAUGAUCGGCGGCGAAACGUCAGAGCAGCAGCUUGCCGACGACAAAAAAGAAGCGGUGAUGGAGGCGGAGAUGGACGGUGACGCCACCGGCGCCAGCCGAUUACCCUCUAUUGGCGGUGAGUUUUCGAUAUUUUGUGCAAAAAAAAACAAUUUUUCCCGGAGGAGAUCGUAAAUUUCUCAAAAUUGAAAUUCUCCCUGCUCCACCGACGGCGGGCCACCAACCUAUUAUCACACAAAAAUUUUAUGGACCUCCUCCUGCGUCUCGGUGAUGAUAUCCUCGAUUUCUCCCAUUAUUACACACACCUUUCUUUCCAAUUGGAAAGAAACUUGGCCCCAAUUUUUGAGACACAAAGUGAUCGUGUAUGAUAAUGGGAGGCCCCGGUUGCGCAACCGCUCAUAAUGACGGAAAAGGAUGUUGCGCAAGACGGGCGGAACACUGUCCGCGUCUCUUCCGCUUCUCCGCACUCUCUUUCUCCCCGUGUGUGCUAAUCCGACAAGUACACCUACUUGAGCACAAGUUUGGACGGUCCCAGUUGUGUAUGCGAAAACGACUGUAGUACGGGUCACGGAACGGAGUGGAAGAGAGCGGAUUAAAAAAGUGACAGAUGGCGAUGGAUUAAUGAGCCUGAUCGGACGGGCAUGAUGAUGAUGAUGUCCCAGGAGGUGGAGAGGGGGCCCAAAUUUGAAUGGUUUUUGAUUCGGUUUUUAUUCAAAAGCGUUAAUUUUUUGGAAAUACAGCAAACUCAUAUUUGCAGGUAUCAAAACAGAGUCGUUCAUCAAAGCAGAGCCGUCGCCCUCAUUUCCGAUGAUGCCCGGACUGUUUCCGGGCGCAGCGUUCAGUCCAAGCUACGCGUUACCAAUGUUUAUGCCUCUUAUUGUGGUGAGUUUUUGUUUUGUUUUGAGACUUUGCGGGUUUGGAAGGUAUUGGAAAGCACCGGAAUGCUCUGGAAAGCACCGGAAAACACGAUUCCACUUUUUUGGUAACUUUCGUGCCACAAGUCGAUUAGUUCUCGUCUCCUAUUCGAAAAAUCAUCGUGUCGUGUCUCGAACAAAACAUGUCAAGAGCCCAAAUUAUUUCCUCUCUCUUUCUCUCUCUUUUCUGGUAAUUAUCGCCUCGUUCCCGACACCGAUACAAUGGUGGCCUUCUUCUUCCUCCUCCUCCUCCUAUUCCUUUUCGUCGUCCCGGAGAAAAAGACAAUUAGACACCCGGCCGAUUGGUGGUACCUCCCCGACCAUUACACGUGUUUGGACACCCCCCGGGCUUUUGACAACGGAACACACACACACAAAACAAUGCGUUCAAAAGAGGGAAGGUGUCUUUUGCACACCACAAUUGAUGAUGAUGACCCGCCGAGAAGGGCUCUAAUUGCUUCCGGUAGUUGAUUGGUCCGGGAGGGCGCACGGAAAACAAAUAGAAUUGCGACUUUUUUUUUGAAAAAUGGAGACUACGGUAGAGGGAUUUUAGAAGUGGAGCUAGAAUUUGUUGAAGUUAAGUAUCUCAAAUUUAGUACUGUCUUUGGUUCUCCUGUACGCAGCGAGAGAUUUACUCAAUCAUAUACAGUGUCCUUCUCAAAUUAAGAGACAUAUAAGCGUUAUCGAAGACUGUAGAUUCCGAUUAUCUGGAUUUCCUAGAUUCACAAGCUUCUCCGUUUCCUCGGCUCCUCCCCUACCGUAACCCUCCCGCUCGCGAGCUUCACCGCGUUUUCAAAUCCGACCGUUUCUCAAGUGCUCGACCGCCAAUCGGCGGCCGCACCCGCCUGUUUGCAUUGCAAUCGUUCGCAGCUCAUUCAUCCGACUCGUCAUACAUCAUUAUCAUCAUCGGUAUCAUCAUUGAGAGUGACAACACACACAAACAGACACACUCAACAAGGACUAGAAGAGUUGCUCUUGAAAUCUUACGGAUAUAUAUUGACACGGAAAUGAUCACAUGAACAGAGUGCAAAAAUCAUUAGAUACUUGAACAAUACACAACUAAUUUUAAUUUUUCAGCCCCCGUACGGAUUACGUUCACCCAAUCUGAUGUUCCCGAUGGGCGUCAGUCCCUCCUUCCCGAUGCCCCUAGCCAGUCCGUUCUAUGGAGCAGCAAUGGCGGCGGCAGCGAAACAGCAUCUCGAGAACCAGGCGCCGAUGCACAUGCGCGGGCCGAUGAACCCGCUGAUGCGGAUGCCACCCUACAUCAAUCCGGCGAUGAUUCCGCAGCACCCAGCAGAUCGGCGGAUGCACGGCGGCGGAAAAGUGAAGAAGGAGGAUCACAUAAAGAAGCCGUUGAACGCGUUCAUGUGGUUCAUGAAGGAGAAUCGGAAGAAGCUGCUCGAAGAGAUUGGAAACAACGAGAAGCAGAGUGCAGAGCUGAAUAAGGAGCUGGGCAAGAGAUGGCACGAUUUGCCGAAGGAGGAGCAGCAAAAGUAUUUUGAAAUGGCCAAGAAGGACCGCGAGACGCACAAGGAAAAGUAUCCGCAGUGGUCGGCGCGCGAGAAUUAUGCGGUGAACAAGAAGAAGACGAAGAAGAGGAGGGACAAGAGCGUCGGUGAGUUUUUAGAAAAUUUCCCAUCUUCGGCUAAUUCUCAAUUUUUUAGCCUCGGAGAAUAGUGACCAGAAGAAGUGUCGGGCGCGGUUCGGCGUGAACAACCAGGAGAUGUGGUGCAAGUUUUGCAAGCGGAAGAAGAAGUGCGAGUACGCGACCGAUCGCUCGGGCUCCUCCGACAUGGUCGACGCGUUGGACGGAAGAGGUACGAGCGGCGCGUGCAGUAGCGGCUCGAGCUCGGAGAGUCCGUCUCCGAACACGGGUGCCGGCAACGCCAAUCAUAUGAUGGCGGUGGCGAUGGCUUCGGCUCAGCGGCAGCAUCAGCUCAAUCAGAUGAUGAUAAUGCAAAUGAGUCUAGGCUCUUCGUCGUCGCUCGGCAUUGGAGGACCGUCGCCACUCGCCUCGUCUUCGACGUCGACGGGCAGAAGUCCGACAGAGGAGGAUCCGAACGCGUCGGACUCGGACACGGACGUCGAGGAGGAUGACGAUGUGGAGAUUGAUCCGACGAUCACGCAGCAGACGCACGAACUGAUGAUGCAGGAAUCGGUGUGCACACUCUGA